This is a messenger RNA of Geodia barretti, 2180 nucleotides long. NCBI's taxonomy places the organism in Eukaryota, Metazoa, Porifera, Demospongiae, Tetractinellida, Geodiidae. The record is from the annotation of a GenBank genome assembly.
CCGGUUUUGGCUACUCUCCAAGGAGGAGUCCCGCCAGCGAACGAGGUGUACCACAGGCAAUCCUGAGUGCUGACUUAGUACAUUCGACGUUGAUCAGAAAGUCGACCGACAUGGCCACAAAUUGGAUCCCUGUGUUGGGUGCCGUACUUCUAGUGGCACUAGCAGUUGAGGCGAUAGGAGAGAACAGCAUUGCCUGUAACAUGAGGUUUUCUGAUGUCUCUCUCUCAGUAAAGGAUGGUGAAAACAUUUGUCCGUUUCACCCGAUUACUCUUCGCUGUGUCGUAAACACUACUGUGAGCCAGGAACCAUCUCCCUUUCUCUCGUGGAAGUGUACUGCCGCAAGUGCCGACAAUUUCUUAAUCUGCAGCGAUAUCGUCACCUUCAACUGUGCCUUUGGGAAGGUGGAUAAUAUAAUUGGAUCAUGCGACUGUGGAGGCUCGAUCAUAGUGUCCGAAGCCACAUUCACUCCCAGUUCUACUGACGCCAGAACAAUCAUUUGCAGUGAUGGAGCACACGAAGAAGAAAUACCUGUUGUUCCAAGAGAUUUGCACACGCCUGUCCUCAACUAUACCGUGAUAUCUGGUGACAAGAGAGCUCGAAAUGUGACCAUCCAGUGGGCUACUCCUGACAGUGCCAUAGCAGACAUGGAAUACGUCUUGUCUAUGACAAAUAUUUCGUACUCUCAAUCUUGGACCAUCCGUGCAACACAUCUGAAUCUGACUCUCCACCAAGGCAUUCAUUAUGACUUUACUGUCACUUCUCAGCGAUGUGGAGGGAAUCUUACGAGCAAGUCUAGUAGCCCUCUUCGUGUAUUUUUUGAAGUUGCUGAUACACCAGGUCUCCAACCAGGAUCCAGUCCCACUACUGCUACAUCUAAAAAGUCAGCCCCUGUUGCAGUCGUUUUGGGUGGAGUUUUUGGUGUUAUAGCUUCUCUCUGUGUGGUGGUGUCAGCUAUUAUCGCAGUGGUAAGUUAACAACGAUGAUAAGAGAAUUUACUCUUUCUCAACCUGUGUAGAUUUGCUUCUGGAAGGAAAAGAAAACAAGUGGAAGUUGUGCAGGGUAACUUACAUCCUAGAAAUGUUUUGGGAGAAGGAUUGAAGCAAACAGAGGCUGCACAGUUAAAAAGACAAGAUAUUGGAAAUACACAAAAAUCUGGUAUUGGUGCACUUUAUGUUGACGGACAGGCAAUUUACUACUCGAGCCAUGAAACAUUUUCCAGUGAUGCACAAGCUCAAUAUACGCUGCAUAAGUGUCACAUGGACGGAAGGAACAUUGCCACUAUUGUGGGGUUUCAUCACAUUCGCGGGAUUGGAAGGGAUAAAUCUGGCAAUACCUACGUAGUAGACAGUUUGAACUCCCGAGUUAUUAAAUUUGACAGCAGCUUUAUUCCUACUCGCAAGACGACAUCAAUUCGUGAGCCAUUCGGAAUUCAUGUGACAAACGGUUAUGUCUUCAUAUGUGACAACAGAAAGAACAAGAUGUCUAUUCUAAACGACAAGCUGGAUCUCUGCUAUGAUAUUAAUUACAGGGGCUUACUCAUCGAUCCGACAGAUGUUACUGAGCUGGAUGGUACAUAUUUCGUAACCACGUACACUGCAAUCGUAGCUAUUGAUGUCGAAUUUGAAGAACAGAGCUAUAGAGCACGGAAAAUCGAGGCAUUCACGAUUGAUGGUGAAGAGGAAGCCUUUAGCGUUGACAAGGAACUGCGUGGGAUAUGCGCUGACCACCAAUUCCUUUAUGUCGUAGAAUCCAACAGCCGUCUGUUGCGUUUAGAGUAUGACAGCUUAAGCGGCCAGUUGACAUAUGCAGGCUCACUCGGGGAUAUCUCACCUGUUGUCGUGUCUUGCCACGAUGGAGAGGUAUACUUCAGUCGGAUCGCCCAAGACAGUAGGUGUUAUAUCUCUAAAGUUACCACAAAUGGUAACGGUGAACUAUUAGGUUACAUAGACCUUUUCAGAGUAUAAUUUUCUAAGUUUUCAAACUGUAGUUUUGUAUCACUAGUAGCUACAUGGCAAAAAGCCAAAUUCACAUCUUUCUAGGUUUUGGUAGUUCAGGAGCACCGGAAGUUGUAUAGCACUUGUUGCUCUCCAUUGAUAUGUCUUGUACUCGUAGUAAGAUGCAUGACUCUCUUGCAUUUCACUUUGGCCCUUUCUCUUUGAACGCCACACAAUCAUCACGAU